Messenger RNA from Magallana angulata, 2032 nucleotides. Its product is annotated as nuclear receptor subfamily 2 group E member 1-like. NCBI's taxonomy places the organism in Eukaryota, Metazoa, Mollusca, Bivalvia, Ostreida, Ostreidae. The transcript has 8 exons. The coding region runs from base 332 to 1498 and encodes 388 amino acids. Gene Ontology annotation, molecular function: zinc ion binding; RNA polymerase II cis-regulatory region sequence-specific DNA binding; nuclear receptor activity. Gene Ontology annotation, biological process: anatomical structure development; cell differentiation; positive regulation of transcription by RNA polymerase II. The record is from RefSeq and is a predicted model, not a curated record.
AUACUGCAACUCUCCCGCAACGAGAAAACUCUCUCUUUUCUUCGCGCAGCAGUGUUUUCACUGUCCAGUAAGACUUGCUGUCAUAACUCCUGCAAUCAAUACAUUCUUGAAAGCGCGGUGCAAUUUUAUUUAAAUUAAUCGGGUUUAAAAUGAUCAAGAUAUGAAAAGCCCUCUUGUCAUUGGACCACUGUGCGUAUUCAAUUGAUAUCAGCACUGUCAAAUUGAGUUAUUCAAUUUCCUUAGUUAUCAAUGCUGUUCUUCAUGCAUAGCGAGGGGUCUCAUCACUACUUGUUGUUCAACAGCUGAAACGAAUUCACCAUUCUUGUUAAAAAUGAACAAAUGUCAAGCAACACCUAGUCGAAUUCUUACUGAUGUCCCUUGUAAAGUCUGUCAGGAUCAUUCAUCAGGCAAGCAUUACGGCAUCUACGCUUGUGAUGGGUGUGCAGGAUUCUUUAAGAGGUCCAUCAGAAGAAAUCGACAGUACGUGUGCAAGUCAAGAAAUCAGGACAAGUGUCCAGUCGACAAAACACACAGAAACCAAUGUAGAGCGUGCCGACUGAACAAAUGUGUAAAAGCUGGAAUGAAUAGGGAUGCUGUUCAACACGAACGGGGACCUAGAACCUCAACUUUGAGAAGGCAAGUUGCAAUGUACCUUCGGGAGUCCUCGGACUACACUACGUUGCUCUCUGGAGCCCCUCUACAUUCGCCCUACUUUCCUACGUCUUUCUACAGCAUGAAUCCGCCAGGAAUGUGUGAUGCCGUUAUGCUUUCAACAUCGUCUGCUUCAUCUGCAUCUUCAACGCCAUCGUCUUCAGUCAUUGUUCAUCCAACUCCAAGGUAUCCAUCUGAAAUGAGCAAUUUCAUUUUCCCCACAAACACCGCUGACUCUGUCUGUGAAACUGCUGCCAGGAUCUUGUUCAUGACCAUCAAGUGGACCAAGAGUAUACCAGCCUUCGUUGGACUACCAAACAGGGACCAACUUGUUCUUAUUGAAGAGAGUUGGAGGGAUCUGUUCAUACUUAGUCUCGCGCAAUUCCGCCUCCCAAUUCAACCCCACGUCCUUAUAACUGCGUCUGGCGUAACAUCAGAUAGUAAAAUGACAUCAGAGAGAAUGUCCGCUUGCAUGUUGGAGAUACGAGCACUUCAUGACGUCAUCGAUAAGUUCAAAUUGAUAAAUGUCGACCCAACAGAAUAUACUUGUCUUAAAGCUAUAGUAAUCUUCAAAACAGCCUUACGGAAUCCUGUUAACGAAAUGAAAACGCUUAGAGACAAUCACGCCGUGGCCUUACUACAAGACCAGGCACAAGUUACCCUCAGCAAGUACAUUGAAUCGACCUACCCUUCACAGCCGUUCCGUUUUGGUAAACUGUUGCUGCUGCUGCCGCUGUUGCAAACUGUUUCCUCUAAAGUUAUCGAGGACAUUUUCUUCAAACGGACCAUAGGACAUGUUCCCAUAGAUAAAUUGAUAGUAGAUAUGUUCAAAUCUGGGGAUUUUUGACACUCUCGAAUUUAUUGAUCAUUAUUUUUAAAAGAUACGCAUAAACCUUUUUUAUCAUUACAGGUUGUGCAUUAUUAGUUAAAAACCUGAGUAUUUCGUAACGAAUUUACGAAAGUACUCGUGCUAAUUGAAUAUAUCAAGGGCUUUAGCAUUGAAUGACUGAACAUAAUCUGUUCAAACUCUAUAGGCAAAAUAGUGUGAAGACAUGGGUUUACGUGAAAAAUUUUAUUUACGUGUAUUAUUUAUUAUUGUCUUAUCAAAUAAUCGUGUGUGUAUAUUUAAUGUAUUCGGAUUUGUUGUGGUAUUUACAUUGGGUUUUAUUAAUACUUUAUAACUCCAUAUAAGAUUUCAAUUAAUAUAUAUUGAACAAGCAACAUUUCAACUCAAUUAAUUUAUUAAUAGUUGAAUGACCAAAAUAUGAAAUAAAUUUAUGUCAGAUUGAGGAAAUAUAAUUGAAGAUAUCAAAUAUUUUUUUUCUCUCCAAAUCUGUUCUUGUAUUGGAAAUGGUUUAUUUAAUAAACAAAGCAUACUUAU